AUGCGAGGAAUUGUACGCGGUAUAGUAGCGUUGAUACUAGUUUCCAUAGUAACGAGUUUCAGCUAUGAUCCAACCUGUAUCUGCUAUGUCAGUAAUCCAACAGGAAAGUCUUCUCUGUUAGCUAACAUGCAAUGUCUUCACUCAAGCGGGCGUUUAUUACACCGGAAGUUGGUAUAUAGAUUAUACCGGAAAUUGAAUAUCAAGAUAGGUGAAGUCAAAGUCUUGUUCGGGUCAGAAUGCUUGGAAUUACUGGAAGAGACAAAUGCGCAACAGAGACGAUUUUUCACCGACUCCUUCGGUGGAAGUUUCGAUAGCGGAGCUAAAGGCGAUGGUAGUUCGAGCGUUGGUGGAAGUGUACAUACACCAGUAGGAAGUGUGUCCGGCCACGCCCACUUUUCUCAUGGUGAUCUAUCUGGAGGUGAUGUUGGUGUAUCUGGCAAUGUGGGAAAGUUCGGAACAGCUGGUGUCCAUGCCAACUACGACAAUGGACACCUAAGUGGAGGGGUCGAUGCCGGAGUUGAUUUUGGAGGCAUUGCACAUGCUCAAGGACAUGUGGACAUUGAUCACAACCACGACGUUAGUGGAGGAGUAAACGCAGGAGUGGACCUCGGAGGGUUUAAGGAGACAGCCACACUAGAUGUGGACCACAACGGACACACUACAGGAGGGAUACAGGGAACAUUCGGAAGGAGAGAAGUAAACGAGCAACAGAGACGAUUUUUCACCGACUCCUUCGGUGGCAGUAUCGAUAGCGGAGCUAAAGGCGAUGGUAGUUCGAGCGUGGGUGGAAGUGUACAUACACCAGUAGGAAGUGUGUCCGGCCACGCCCACUUUUCUCAUGGUGAUCUGUCCGGAGGUGAUGUUGGUGUAUCUGGCAAUGUGGGAAAGUUCGGAACAGCUGGUGUCCAUGCCAACUACGACAAUGGACACCUAAGUGGAGGGGUCGAUGCCGGAGUUGAUUUUGGAGGCAUUGCACAUGCUCAAGGACAUGUGGACAUUGAUCACAACCUCGACUUUAGUGGAGGAGUAAACGCAGGAGUGGACCUCGGAGGGUUUAAGGAGACAGCCACACUAGAUGUGGACCACAACGGACACACUACAGGAGGGAUACAGGGAACAUUCGGAAGGAGAGAAGUAAACGAGCAACAGAGACGAUUUUUCACCGACUCCUUCGGUGGCAGUAUCGAUAGCGGAGCUAAAGGCGAUGGUAGUUCGAGUCUGGGUGGAAGUGUACAUACACCAGUAGGAAGUGUGUCCGGCCACGCCCACUUUUCUCAUGGUGAUCUAUCUGGAGGUGAUGUUGGUGUAUCUGGCAAUGUGGGAAAGUUCGGAACAGCUGGUGUCCAUGCCAACUACGACAAUGGACACCUAAGUGGAGGGGUCGAUGCCGGAGUUGAUUUUGGAGGCAUUGCACAUGCUCAAGGACAUGUGGACAUUGAUCACAACCACGACGUUAGUGGAGGAGUAAACGCAGGAGUGGACCUCGGAGGGUUUAAGGAGACAGCCACACUAGAUGUGGACCACAACGGACACACUACAGGAGGGAUACAGGGAACAUUCGGAAGGAGAGAAGUAAACGAGCAACAGAGACGAUUUUUCACCGACUCCUUCGGUGGCAGUAUCGAUAGCGGAGCUAAAGGCGAUGGUAGUUCGAGCGUGGGUGGAAGUGUACAUACACCAGUAGGAAGUGUGUCCGGUCACGCCCACUUUUCUCAUGGUGAUCUGUCCGGAGGUGAUGUUGGUGUAUCUGGCAAUGUGGGAAAGUUCGGAACAGCUGGUGUCCAUGCCAACUACGACAAUGGACACCUAAGUGGAGGGGUCGAUGCCGGAGUUGAUCUUGGAGGCAUUGCACAUGCUCAAGGACAUGUGGACAUUGAUCACAACCUCGACGUUAGUGGAGGAGUAAACGCAGGAGUGGACCUCGGAGGGUUUAAGGAGACAGCCACACUAGAUGUGGACCACAACGGACACACUACAGGAGGGAUACAGGGAACAUUCGGAAGGAGAGAAGUAAACGAGCAACAGAGACGAUUUUUCACCGACUCCUUCGGUGGCAGUAUCGAUAGCGGAGCUAAAGGCGAUGGUAGUUCGAGUCUGGGUGGAAGUGUACAUACACCAGUAGGAAGUGUGUCCGGCCACGCCCACUUUUCUCAUGGUGAUCUAUCUGGAGGUGAUGUUGGUGUAUCUGGCAAUGUGGGAAAGUUCGGAACAGCUGGUGUCCAUGCCAACUACGACAAUGGACACCUAAGUGGAGGGGUCGAUGCCGGAGUUGAUUUUGGAGGCAUUGCACAUGCUCAAGGACAUGUGGACAUUGAUCACAACCUCGACUUUAGUGGAGGAGUAAACGCAGGAGUGGACCUCGGAGGGUUUAAGGAGACAGCCACACUAGAUGUGGACCACAACGGACACACUACAGGAGGGAUACAGGGAACAUUCGGAAGGAGAGAAGUAAACGAGCAACAGAGACGAUUUUUCACCGACUCCUUCGGUGGCAGUAUCGAUAGCGGAGCUAAAGGCGAUGGUAGUUCGAGCGUGGGUGGAAGUGUACAUACACCAGUAGGAAGUGUGUCCGGUCACGCCCACUUUUCUCAUGGUGAUCUGUCCGGAGGUGAUGUUGGUGUAUCUGGCAAUGUGGGAAAGUUCGGAACAGCUGGUGUCCAUGCCAACUACGACAAUGGACACCUAAGUGGAGGGGUCGAUGCCGGAGUUGAUUUUGGAGGCAUUGCACAUGCUCAAGGACAUGUGGACAUUGAUCACAACCUCGACUUUAGUGGAGGAGUAAACGCAGGAGUGGACCUCGGAGGGUUUAAGGAGACAGCCACACUAGAUGUGGACCACAACGGACACACUACAGGAGGGAUACAGGGAACAUUCGGAAGGAGAGGUAAAGCUUUAUUUUGA
Messenger RNA from Ylistrum balloti, 2901 nucleotides. Its product is annotated as WAG22 antigen-like. The record is from RefSeq and is a predicted model, not a curated record. Bases 1 to 2901 code for a protein of 966 amino acids. The transcript is spliced from 9 exons. NCBI's taxonomy places the organism in Eukaryota, Metazoa, Mollusca, Bivalvia, Pectinida, Pectinidae.